This is a messenger RNA of Psilocybe cubensis, 3963 nucleotides long. RefSeq lists its product as uncharacterized. Gene Ontology annotation, cellular component: endoplasmic reticulum membrane. The coding region runs from base 1 to 3963 and encodes 1320 amino acids. NCBI's taxonomy places the organism in Eukaryota, Fungi, Basidiomycota, Agaricomycetes, Agaricales, Agrocybaceae. The transcript has 16 exons. Gene Ontology annotation, biological process: intracellular calcium ion homeostasis. Gene Ontology annotation, molecular function: P-type ion transporter activity; ATP binding; ATP hydrolysis activity. The record is from RefSeq and is a predicted model, not a curated record.
AUGAAUGCGGAGAUAGCCGAGUUUAUGCCGAGUUAUGCCGGUGACGUAAUGAAGAGCUCACGUGUUUUGGGAAUAGUCCACGUCGGUGGUGUUCGCGAGUUGCAGCAGUCUCUGACAAUGGCGUCUGUAUCAGUGGUCUCUCCGGAGAUCGCACAGGCGAGUCUGCACAUAUCUAUUCCAUGGCAGCGGCAUGUGUACGCAGUGCCGUUUCUGUGUCUGUACCCGCUGCUGGCGUAUACGUACUUUGUGAAAUACGACGAGUGGAUUGUGUCUGAAGAAUGGACAUUUGUGUACUGCGUCUCUCUGGGCGCCUCUCAUGCGCUCAGCUUCCUCGUCACUAGGUGGAACGCAGGCGCCCGUGCAUGGAUCACCACACACCGCGCACCUUCCCUCGAGCAGGCUGACUGCAUCCGCAUCGUGCCCCACCAGCACCGCGGCCAGGGCGAGAUUGUGCCUCUGCUCAAAAAGAUCCCCUCUGACCCAUCCUCGUACACAUUCAGCUACCAGCGCGAUACCUACUCGCUCUCCUCGCUCAACCCGCCCACCUUUGCCCGUCUCGCAUACCCCUCCUCUGCCCAGCCAGCUCUCGCCUCCUUCCUCAACCCACCACCAAGGGGUCUUACAAAUAAGCAGCUAGCAGACCUCGAGAGUCUCUAUGGCUGGAACGAGUUCAACAUCCCCAUUCCCAGCUUCACAGAGCUCUUUGGCGAGCAUGCCACCGCCCCCUUUUUCGUCUUCCAGAUCUUCUGCGUCGCCCUCUGGUGUCUCGACGAGUACUGGUACUACUCUCUUUUCACCCUCUUCAUGCUCAUCGUCUUUGAAUGCACCGUCGUAUGGCAGCGCGUUCGCACCCUGACAGAGUUCCGCACCAUGUCCGUCGCGCCGUAUCCCAUCCAAUGCUUCCGCAACGGCAAAUGGCAGACCGUCCAGACAGACAAGCUGCUUCCAGGCGAUAUCGUCUCCGUUGCCCGCCAGUCAACAGAAACCACCGUACCAGCCGACAUCCUCCUCCUCAAUGGCACCGCCAUCGUCAACGAAGCAAUGCUCUCCGGUGAAUCUACCCCCCUCCUCAAAGAAUCCAUCCAGCUCCUCGAGGGCGCCGAGCGCCUCGACGCAGACGGCGCACACAAAGGCGCCGUCCUCUUCAGCGGAACCAAGAUUCUCCAAGCAGGGCAAUCCACUGAGAUCCCCUCGCCCCUCGCAACCCCCGACGGCGGCUGCCUCGGCAGCGUCCUGCGCACAGGCUUCGGCACUGCACAAGGCCAGCUCGUGCGCACCAUGAUCUUCUCCACCGAGCGUGUCUCUGCGAACAACCUCGAGAGCUUCCUCUUCAUCGGCUUCCUCCUCAUCUUCGCCGUCGCUGCCAGCUGGUAUGUCUGGGUCAAAGGUAUUGAACGCGAUCUUAAGAAGUCAAAGCUUUUGUUGGACUGUAUCCUCAUCAUCACGAGCGUCGUACCACCCGAACUGCCCAUGGAACUCUCUCUCGCGGUCAACGCCAGCCUCGUCGCGCUAAGCAAGUUCGCUAUAUUCUGUACGGAGCCGUUCCGCAUCCCGUUCGCAGGCCGCGUCGACGUGUGCUGCUUUGACAAGACGGGAACAAUCACAGCUGAGAACCUCGUUUUGGAAGGUGUAGCCGGUGUAGACCCGGCAAACCCACGCCACCUCGUCCCCGUCACACCCUCCUCCCCCUCCACCGCUUUGACCACAACCUCGACGACCCUCUCGCGAGCAACGACACUUACACUCGCUGCUGCCCAUGCGCUCGUGCGGCUCGACGACGGAACAAUUGUAGGUGACCCGAUGGAAAAGACGACGCUGGACGCGAUGGGAUGGGGGCUGGGCAAGGGGGAUGUGGUGUUGGCGCCUGUUCCUGGGUCUGUAGCUGGGGGGUCAAAACAUGGCAAGAAGGAUGGCAAGGAUAAGGAUGGUAAGGAUAACGAGAAAGACAACGAGAAGGAGAAGCCUGCACCCGAAAUGCGGCCCGCUCUCCAGAUCAAACGCAGAUUCCAGUUCUCAUCCGCGCUGAAGCGCAUGAGCACCAUCGCACUACUCCCUCCCUCUUCCUCCUCCUCCCACGGACACGGACAGCUAGUAGCAGCAGUGAAAGGCGCGCCGGAGACGAUCAAGGGUAUGUUGAGAGAUGUACCGCGCGACUAUGAUGAGACGUAUAAGUGGUAUACGCGUCAGGGGAGUCGGGUGCUUGCGCUUGCGAUGAAGGAGGUUGAGUGGAUGGGGUUGGAUCGGAUCAACAAGCUGCACCGCGCGGACGUCGAGAGCGAUCUCGUAUUCGCUGGAUUCCUCGUGUUCCACUGUCCUCUUAAGAGCGAUGCAGUUGAGACACUCAAGAUGCUCGCGGACUCGUCGCAUCGCUGCGUGAUGAUCACUGGAGAUAACCCGUUGACGGCUGUACACGUCGCGCGCGAAGUCGAGAUUGUCGACCGCGACGCGCUCAUCCUGGAUCUAGCCGAAAACCCCAAACACGAAGCCGACCUCGUCUGGCGCACGGUAGACGAAAGCAAGAUCAUCCCCGUCGACCCUUCAUCGCCCAUCGACCAGUCCCUGCUCGACACAUACGAUAUCUGCAUCACCGGCGCCGCAAUGAAGCACUUCCCCUCCACCUCCCCCGCCUGGUCCCAACUCGUCCAACACACCUGGGUCUACGCGCGCGUCUCCCCCUCGCAAAAAGAACUCAUCCUCACCACCCUCAAAUCUUUGGGCUACAUCACACUAAUGGCAGGCGACGGGACAAACGACGUCGGCGCUCUGAAGCAGGCGCAUAUCGGCGUCGCACUGCUAGAUGGCACGGAGGAGGACCUGAAGAAGAUCGCGGAGAGGCAGAGGCUAGAGAGGGUGAAGAAGGUGUAUGAGCAGCAGUUGAGUAUUAGUCAGAGGUUUGGGCAGCCCCCGCCGCCUGUGCCGCCUGCGAUUGCGCAUUUGAUGCCGCAGGCGGUUGUGGCGCAGCAGGAGGCGGCGAAGAAGUACGGUGAGAAGAGGCAGAAGAACGCAUUGGAGAAGUUCGACCUCGCAGCGAUCACGGACAAAAUGGCGGAUAUGGAAGGCGACGAGGAGGUGCCGAAGAUCAAGCUUGGGGACGCAUCGUGCGCGGCGCCGUUCACAUCCAAGCUCUCGCACGUCGCCGCCAUCACACACAUCAUCCGCCAGGGCCGCUGCACGCUCGUGGCGACGACGCAGAUGUACAAGAUCCUCGCGCUCAACUGUCUCAUCACCGCGUAUAGUCUGUCGGUGCAGUACCUGGACGGUAUCAAGUUUGGCGAUUAUCAGGUUACGAUCACGGGGAUGCUUAUGUCGGUUUGCUUUUUGUGCAUUUCGCGCGCCAAGCCGGUUGAGAAAUUGUCGCGCGAGCGCCCGCUUGGAAAUAUCUUCAACUUCUACGUUCUCCUCUCCGUCCUCCUCCAAUUCGCGCUCCACAUCGUCACGCUCGUGUACAUCACCAGGCUCUCGCAUGUCUACGAGCCACGCACGGGGCCUAUUGACCUCGAAGCCAAGUUCGAGCCUAGCCUUUUGAACACUGCCAUCUACCUCCUCGGUCUCUCACAGCAAGUGUCAACAUUCACGAUCAACUUCCAGGGCCGUCCAUUCCGCGAAGGGAUUAGCGAGAAUAAAGCGCUGUGGUACGGGCUCGUAGGCGCGUCGUUCGUCGCGUUCUCUGGCGCGCUGGAUUUAAUGCCCGAGAUGAACCGAUGGCUUCAAAUCGUCGAGAUGCAAAAUUCCUUCAAAAUGCGGCUGACGACGUCGAUGCUGGUGGACUUUAUCGGGUGCUACAUCAUCGAGGUCAUCUGCAAGUACCUCUUCGCGGACCUCGAGCCGAAGCCGAUGAUCACGCGCGGGCGCGAGCGCCGCGAGGCGAGGCGCGCGCUUGAGGAGCAGGAGAAGGCAAAGGCCGAGAUGGAGGCGCUCAGCGCGUUGGAGGUGAACGGCGUGAUCAAAGUCAAAGCGCAGUGA